AUGGCGUCUGCCCCUGAUACCGAGUCAAUUCCUGGCUAUACAAUCUUCCGUGAGGGGGACUAUGAAAGUGUUGCCGCUGCUGCCAUGCUGCCUAAAGGCACCCCACACCCGUUGGAUCAACUUUCCAUCAAGGAAAUUCCCGAGGCGGCGAAGAUCAUCCGAGAGUAUGCCAACCCCAAGUCGAUCAGUUUCAACUGUAUCACACUUCGUGAACCCCGCAAAGCGGAAUACCGGGCAUUCCGUGCUGGUGCCGUCCCAGCUCCUGCCCGUCGUGCGUUCGCCAUUGUCAUUGUGCGCGAAACCAAAACAAUCGCAGAGGUGGUGGCCAAUCUCGCCACCGGCAGAGUUGAGGAAUGGAAGGACGUUCACGAUGUCAUGCCUACCCUGACUUUGGAGGAUCUUGAUGUGAUGGAGCGUGUUGCCCGUAAGGAUGAACGCGUCAUCCGUGCCUGCAAGGACAUCGGAAUCACCGACAUGAGCAAGGUCUUCCUUGACGCAUGGGCUAUCGGUAUCGACGAACGCUGGGGAUACGAGCGCCGCCUCCAGCAGGGUCUGGCAUACUAUCGCAACUCGGAGUUCGAUAACCAAUACGCUCACCCUCUAGAUUUCAGUGUUGUCGCCGACACUGACACGGAAGAGGUUCUCAGCGUUGAUAUUCGUUACGUGAACGGCGAGCGGACUGCUGCCCCACUCAAGGAACACAACUAUCUCCCCGAAUUCAUUAGCGACAAGUACAACCAUGAUCGCCUGAAACCGAUCGAUAUCACCCAGCCCGAGGGUGUCUCCUUCAAGGUCCGCGGCAACGAGCUGACCUGGGCCAACUUCAAGAUGCACAUUGGCUUCAACUACCGAGAAGGUAUUGUUAUCUCCGAUGUGCGCACUCACGACAUGUAUGAAGAUCGCGAGCGCACUCUGUUCAACCGUAUCUCCGUCGUUGAGAUGGUUGUUCCCUACGGCUGCCCCGAGAAGCCCCACCACAAGAAGCACGCUUUCGAUGUCGGCGAGUACGGCACUGGCCUGAUGACCAACUCCUUGAAGUUGGGCUGUGAUUGCAAGGGUGCCAUCCACUACAUGGAUGGUGUCAUGUCUACUUCCAAGGGCGAGGCGGCCGUUAUCAAGAACGCCAUCUGCAUUCACGAGGAAGAUAACGGUCUUCUCUAUAAGCACACCGACUACCGUGAUGGCACUGUGAUCUCCGCCCGCGACCGCAAGCUCAUCGUCUCCCAAAUCAUUACCGCCGCCAACUAUGAAUACGGCUUCUACCACACCUUCACCCUCGACGGAACCUACAAGCUGGAGAUGAAGCUGACUGGCAUGCUCAACACCUAUUGCAUGCACCCGACCGAAACUGCCGCUCCCUUCGGCACAGAAGUUGCGCCCUCUAUUAAUGCCCACAACCACCAGCACCUGUUCUCCCUCCGCGUCGACCCGGAAAUCGACGGCCAAAAUAACUCCAUAAUCCAAAACGACGCCGUCUCCGCCGAAGCCGCUGUCGGCUCUCCAGAGAACCCUUACGGCAACGGCUUCUACAGCAAGAAGACCCCGCUCCGCACAUCUCUCGAGGGGGCCGCAGACUACUGCUACGAGACCAACCGGUCAUGGGACAUCAUCAACCCAAAUCGCAUGAACACCAUUGCGAAAAAGCCCGUCGCCUACAAGAUCCUCAACAACAACUGUCCCCCUAUGCUCGCCAAGCCUGGCAGCACUGUGUGGAAGCGUGCUGCUUUCGCCCGCAAGCCCCUCUGGGUUACCCCUUACAAGGACUACGAGCUCUUCCCGGCUGGUGACUAUGUCUGCCAGUCUGACGGCUCUGAGGGACACCCUUACAACUCGACCAUCGCAGACUGGGUGCAGCGCGAUGAAAACAUCGAGAACACCGAUAUCGUCUGCUACCUGCAAUUCGGUCUGACGCAUUUCCCGCGGACUGAGGAUUUCCCUAUCAUGCCUGCGGAGCCAGUUAGCAUUAUGCUGCGGGCCUCAAAUUUCUUUGAGAAGAACCCUGGUCUCUGGGUACCUCCUUCGGCUAUUUGUGUUGAUACCCAGUCUAAGAAUGCGUUUCCUUCUUCUUGCUGUGCGCCAAGUAAAUCUCGAAUGUGA
Molecule: messenger RNA, 2097 nt
Organism: Penicillium digitatum Pd1
Lineage: Eukaryota; Fungi; Ascomycota; Eurotiomycetes; Eurotiales; Aspergillaceae
Product: peroxisomal copper amine oxidase
Biological process (GO): amine metabolic process
Molecular function (GO): quinone binding; copper ion binding; primary methylamine oxidase activity
Source: RefSeq, a predicted model, not a curated record